UAUGACUCGGGAGAGACCACUGAUUAUACGGUCAAAAUUCUGGGUCAAAACUGUCCGAAUCUCAAGAGUUUAUAUCUGAACUGUUGUUCAAAUUAUGGCGAAGAGGGUCUUUGGUGGCUCCUCAAGACCGCCACCCAUUUGGAGCGCUUGGAGGUCAGCAAUAAUCAUAAAAUCAAUGGCAACUGUUUCCGACUCUUAGCGCCAACACUGCGUUCGCUCGAUAUCUCUAACUGUCCAAAGAUUAAAGAGAAAGGAUUUAAGGAAUUGAUUAGUGGCCAGAAUCGAGACUCAUUGAAAUCGCUUACUAUAACGCCAUGUAAUAGCAAACUAAUGGAAAUGAUUUGUUUGAAUCUCAAAAACUUGACAACACUUCGUGUAUCGACAUAUCCAUCAUCUGAUGCCCAGACAUCCUAUACUUUAUAUAUGCAGUGUCUAUGA
Messenger RNA from Medioppia subpectinata, 438 nucleotides. The record is from the annotation of a GenBank genome assembly. NCBI's taxonomy places the organism in Eukaryota, Metazoa, Arthropoda, Arachnida, Sarcoptiformes, Oppiidae.